AUGCCCAUCGACCGCGAACAGGUGGUCCACAUCGCCGCCCUGGCCCGCAUCGGAAUCACCGACGACGAGAUAGACGCCUACGCCGGACAGCUUUCGGACAUCAUCGACCAGUUCGAGAUAUUGAACGAGCUGGACACUUCGGGUGUCGAGCCAACCGGCCACGCUGGCGAACUGCGGGGCGUGAUGCGAGACGACACUCCAGCGGACUCGCUGCCACCGGAGGAUGCUCUCAGAAACGCGCCACGCCGCGAGGGAGAGUAUUUCCGGGUCAGGGCCGUGCUGGACGAAUAA
Molecule: messenger RNA, 291 nt
Organism: Geodia barretti
Lineage: Eukaryota; Metazoa; Porifera; Demospongiae; Tetractinellida; Geodiidae
Source: the annotation of a GenBank genome assembly